Messenger RNA from Triticum aestivum (bread wheat), 2586 nucleotides. RefSeq names its product putative F-box/FBD/LRR-repeat protein At5g56810. The record is from RefSeq and is a predicted model, not a curated record. Lineage: Eukaryota; Viridiplantae; Streptophyta; Magnoliopsida; Poales; Poaceae. The transcript is spliced from 4 exons. Bases 1 to 1167 code for a protein of 388 amino acids.
AUGGAGAAGGCGGCACCGACCGCCGUGGCAAGAAAGCGUGAAUCCGAUGGGAUCGCUGGCAGCAGGCCAAGGAAUCGGACAGCCGGCACAUUGAGCUCGACGGCUGGUGCCAAUCCCGAGCCCUUGACGGACUCCAGGAGCUCAAUAUCUGCUACGGGAGAUGGUCGAGAGAACCGCCUCAGUUUCCUGCUGUCGUCAUCUGCGCCCCGCUUUGCACCCACCCUCCUCGUGCUCAAAAUCGGCUCGUGCAAUUUCCCCAGUGAGAUCUCACCAUCGUUGAGUUUCCCCCUCCUCAAGCAGCUCAUCCUACGGUGCGUUUCCAUCUCGGAGGAUGUAUUCGACCAGGUGCUCUCUGGAUGCCGUGCCUUGGAGAGCCUUCAGUUGUGGGACAUUCUUACUGCGCGUCGCCUCCACAUUCGCUCACUAACUCUUAGGAGCAUUGGCUUCCGUGCUCGUAGUGCUUGCACGCAAGAACUAGUCAUUGAGGAUGCUCCCAGCCUCGAAAGAUUUGUGUCACUUUAUUCUCCGGACAUAAGUUUUGAGACUAUCCGCGUAAUUGGUGCGCCUAAACUGAAAAUAUUGGGCCUUUUUUCACCAUGUGUAUCCACACUCCAGAUUGCAACUCUAGUCAUCAAGGGAGUGUCCCCAGUCAGCUUGGCAAACUCAAUAUGCACUGUGAAGGUUCUGGCUCUCUACUCUUCUGGCUCUCAGUUGAAUGCAGUUCUAAACAUCCUCAGGUGCUUUCCCCGCUUGGAAAAGCUCUAUUUCACUUUGAAACACCCAAAGAUGGAUAUGAAAAAUGUGCGCCUGUGUGACCCACUAGAUCCAAUCGAAUGCCUCGCAAUCCAUCUAAAAAAAUUGGUGUUUGAAAAUUACAAAGGCCGUGACCAAGAUGCUGACUUUGCCAAAUUCUUUAUUUUGAACGCAAAAGUGCUGAAGGAAAUCAAAAUUUCAAGCCCUAAGGGCAACGAUAUUCAAUGGGUGGACGAUCAACACAGGCUGCUACAAGUGGAAGAUAGAGCUUCUCGAGAUGCUGAACCUGAAUUUAGAAGUGAGUUUAGCUGUUUGGGUAAAACCAAACAGAUUCAUGAUUUAUUGGAUAAUCCCUUCGACUGCUCGUGUUCUAGAAUUAAAUGCAAUGUUCUUUCAGGUGAAGCAUGUCCAUGAUUCGUCAAUGGCCGAUCUUUUCAAAUCCUUGUCUCAUAGACAGGGUUAAUGCCCGAAUAUUGUGUAGUCUUUGCCCCUUCUCUAGAAGAUAUGCUCGAAAAUUGUAUUAGCUUUUGUCCAGACUCAAUUUAUGGCUGCUCGAUCUCUGGUUAGAACUUAUUUCCUGUUUUUGUCUCACUAAGUUAUCUAUGUUGAAACUGCAAAAUGUAUGAAUGCAAAAAGGGUUUAUCAAAGCCAUUACCGCUCAUCAUGGAUGCAAAUUUAUAUACUGAUGUAAAAUGUAUGCUGACUGCAAAACAUGCUUGUAUUGAAAAAUCAAUCAUCUUUUCACAUACAAAAGUUUGUAAGGUUUGAGUGCUGGUUUUCGAACCGCUUCCGUUUUUGCUUUACUGUACUCUUCUCAGUGCAGAUGCUCCUAUGAACUCUCGAGGUUUUGUUUUUGUUGCAUAAUUCUCUGUUUGUAGAUCAGGUGUUUGGUUGUCAUUUUAAUCAAAACUUCUGCUGCUAUGUUUGGAGGCGAGCCUGCACUGGUCUCAUCCGAAUGGAAUUGUAAGAUCGUCUCAUGGUGGGAAUAUUAACAGCCGGGACCUCGUAUUCAGAAACAGCAAGGUGGUUCAUUUAUUGGGUUAUGCGCACCUUCUGCCUGUUAAGUUGUUUUCAGAAAUUAUUACUAGGUAAGAAUCAAUCUUAUUCGCUGUUCUGUGAUGGCGGAAUGAUUUGUCAGUUUCACUGAUUAUUUGCGAUAAUUCUAGGUUGGUUACGAAUCCCCUUUAGUAGUCUGUGCUUUCUAGAAAAUGGAGAAACGAUGACUGUCUUUGUAAACACAAAAAUUGCUUCAUGUAGUAUGGCCAUAUAGUGUUGAUGUGUAAUUGGUAUCAUCAGAAAUUCAUUAUCACUGCCAUGCUAUUAAUGUAUUUUUGCAAGAUACUCUCUUGGUUCACCGCGAAUAGCAUUAGCAGCCAACUGCUAGUGGUAGGUUGUGGGUAGAGUAGAUGAUUCGGUUAUCUGGGAAGCUGUUGAACUGUCGAACCACGUGUGUUUAUCACCUGAACUUCCGCGAACCAUAGUUUCUCCCUGCCCAUUUGUUCUGUGCAUUCCUCUGAUAAUUUCUGCCUUGCAACUUACAUAAUUCUUUGAAUGGAAAUGCUUUGAUCUUAGCCUAUGCUGUGCGGAUUUCAUGGUUAUCUGGGAACAGCAAGAAGAGCAGGUGAUGUGAAGAGCUACGCGUUUGUAUAACUAUGCAAUGUAAUACCAGUUUAACCCUGUAUCUGUACCAAGUACCAUGUUCAUCUUGUUGCCACAUUCUGUAUUCAUAAGCAUUAUACCAUGUUUCAUGCAUGGAUCGAAUGUCAUGGAUAUAAGCUAUUUGGUGGGUCAUUUCUUGUUUCUUAAAAAUGGACCUUGUACCAUCUGAGCUGU